Procambarus clarkii (red swamp crayfish) is the source of this 2787-nucleotide messenger RNA. RefSeq lists its product as uncharacterized. NCBI's taxonomy places the organism in Eukaryota, Metazoa, Arthropoda, Malacostraca, Decapoda, Cambaridae. The record is from RefSeq and is a predicted model, not a curated record.
AUGUAUGUAACUCAAUGGCCGCAGCACACAGGGCCGCAGUACACAGGGCCGCAGUACACAGGGCCGCAGCACACAGGGCCGCAGCACACAGGGCCGCAGCACACAGGGCCGCAGUACACUGGGUCACAGUACACAGGGCCGCAGCACACAGGGCCGCAGCACACAGGGCCGCAGCACACAGGGCCGCAGCACACAGGGCCGCAGCACACAGGGCCGCAGCACACAGGGCCGCAGCAGACAGGGCCGCAGCAGACUGGGUCACAAUACACAGGGCCGCAUUACACAGGGCCGCAGUACCGCACAGGGCCGCAGUACACAGGGCCGCAGCACACAGGGCCGCAGCACACAGGGCCGCAGUACACAGGGCCGCAGUACACAGGGCCGCAGCACACAGGGCCGCAGCACACAGGGCCGCAGUACACAGGGCCGCAGUACACAGGGCCGCAGCACACAGGGCCGCAGCACACAGGGCCGCAGUACACAGGGCCGCAGUACACAGGGCCGCAGCACACAGGGCCGCAGUACACAGGGCCGCAGCACACAGGGCCGCAGCACACAGGGCCGCAGCACACAGGGCCGCAGCACACAGGGCCGCAGUACACAGGGCCGCAGUACACAGGGCCGCAGUACACAGGGCCGCAGCACACAGGGCCGCAGCACACAGGGCCGCAGUACACAGGGCCGCAGCACACAGGGCCGCAGUACACAGGGCCGCAGUACACAGGGCCGCAGUACACAGGGCCGCAGCACACAGGGCCGCAGCACACAGGGCCGCAGCACACAGGGCCGCAGCACACAGGGCCGCAGUACACUGGGUCACAGUACACAGGGCCGCAGCACACAGGGCCGCAGUACACUGGGUCACAAUACACAGGGCCGCAGCACACAGGGCCGCAGCACACAGGGCCGCAGCACACAGGGCCGCAGCACACAGGGCCGCAGCACACAGGGCCGCAGCACACUGGGUCACAAUACACAGGGCCGCAGCACACAGAGCCGCAGCACACAGGGCCGCAGUACACAGGGCCGCAGCACACAGGGCCGCAGCACACAGGGCCGCAGCACACAGGGCCGCAGCACACAGGGCCGCAGCACACAGGGCCGCAGUACACAGGGCCGCAGCACACAGGGCCGCAGUACACUGGGUCACAGUACACAGGGCCGCAGCACACAGGGCCACAGUACACAGGGCCGCAGUACACUGGGUCACAGUACACAGGGCCGCAGUACACAGGGCCGCAGUACACUGGGUCACAAUACACAGGGCCGCAGUACACAGGGCCGCAGUACACAGGGCCGCAGUACACAGGGCCGCAGUACACAGGGCCGCAGCACACUGGGUCACAGUACACAGGGCCGCAGUACACAGGGCCGCAGUACACUGGGUCACAAUACACAGAGCCGCAGUACACUGGGUCACAAUACACAGGGCCGCAGUACACGGGGUCACAGUACACUUGGUCACAGUACACUGGGUCACAGUACACAGGGCCGCAGUACACAGGACCGCAGUACACAGGGCCGCAGUACACUGGGUCACAAUACACAGGGCCGCAGUACACAGGGCCGCAGUACACUGGGUCACAGUACACUGGGUCACAGUACACAGGGCCGCAGUACACUGGGUCACAGUACACUGGGUCACAAUACACAGGGCCGCAGUACACUGGGUCACAAUACACAGGGCCGCAGUACACAGGGCCGCAGCACACUGGGUCACAAUACACAGGGCCGCAGUACACAGGGCCGCAGUACACUGGGUCACAAUACACAGGGCCGCAGUACACAGGGCCGCAGUACACUGGGUCACAGUACACAGGGCCGCAGUACACAGGGCCGCAGUACACUGGGUCACAAUACACAGGGCCGCAGUACACUGGGUCACAAUACACAGGGCCGCAGUACACUGGGUCACAAUACACAGGGCCGCAGUACACUGGGUCACAAUACACAGGGCCGCAGUACACAGGGCCGCAGUACACAGGGCCGCAGUACACAGGGCCGCAGUACACUGGGUCACAGUACACAGGGCCGCAGUACACUGGGUCACAAUACACAGGGCCGCAGUACACUGGGUCACAGUACACAGGGCCGCAGUACACUGGGUCACAAUACACAGGGCCGCAGUACACUGGGUCACAAUACACAGGGCCGCAGUACACUGGGUCACAGUACACUGGGUCACAAUACACAGGGCCGCAGUACACAGGGCCGCAGUACACUGGGUCACAGUACACUGGGUCACAGUACACUGGGUCACAGUACACUGGGUCACAAUACACAGGGCCGCAGUACACGGGGCCGCAGUACACUGGGUCACAAUACACAGGGCCGCAGUACACUGGGUCACAGUACACUGGGUCACAAUACACAGGGCCGCAGUACACUGGGUCACAAUACACAGGGCCGCAGUACACAGGGCCGCAGUACACAGAGCCGCAGUACACGGGGCCGCAGCACACUGGGUCACAGUACACAGGGCCGCAGUACACAGGGCCGCAGUACACAGGGCCGCAGUACACAGGGCCGCAGUACACUGGGUCACAGUACACUGGGUCACAGUACACUUGGUCACAAUACACUGGGUCACAGUACACAGGGUCACAGCACACAGGGCCGCAGUACACUGGGCCACAGUACACUGGGUCACAGUACACUGGGCUACAGCACGCAGGGUCGCAGCACACUAGGUCACAACACACAGGGCCACAGCACACUAGGUCACAGCACGCAGGGUCACAGUACACUGGGUCACAGCACGCAGGGCCACAGCACUCAGGGCCGUAG